This is a messenger RNA of Owenia fusiformis, 375 nucleotides long. The record is from the annotation of a GenBank genome assembly. Lineage: Eukaryota; Metazoa; Annelida; Polychaeta; Sabellida; Oweniidae.
ACUUACACGAGAUGCUGUAGCAUUUUUAGCAGAGAAGAAUAACAUAACCGUCGCAACAGAAGAAACGCUGGAUCUUAUCCCCGGGCCAACACAUCUGUCACAAUUUAAAACAGCUGUGACUACAAGCAGAGUUGUUGUCAUAUCUGUGCGCGGGGAAGUGUUUCGUGAGUUGAUGCUGUAUGCUUACGACAUGGGCCUCAUAAAUGGAGACUACAUAUUCAUAUGUAUAAACUACUACACGCAGAAGCGAGUCUACGGGGAUUUCUCAUGGCAACAGGGCAACCAUCGGGAUGCUGAUCUUCGGGAAGCUCUAACUGCCGUCUUCUGGUUUAAUUACUUUGAACCCCCGACUUCUGAAUACAAAUCAUUUCAAAG